Eremothecium cymbalariae DBVPG#7215 is the source of this 1017-nucleotide messenger RNA. RefSeq names its product mRNA splicing protein SLU7 (gene SLU7). The coding region runs from base 1 to 1017 and encodes 338 amino acids. Gene Ontology annotation, cellular component: spliceosomal complex. NCBI's taxonomy places the organism in Eukaryota, Fungi, Ascomycota, Saccharomycetes, Saccharomycetales, Saccharomycetaceae. The record is from RefSeq and is a predicted model, not a curated record. Gene Ontology annotation, molecular function: pre-mRNA 3'-splice site binding; zinc ion binding. Gene Ontology annotation, biological process: mRNA splicing, via spliceosome. The transcript has a single exon.
AUGGUAGAGAACAAGCAUAUUCCGAAAUAUAUUCGGGAUCGGCCAUGGUACAUCGGAAGUGAGGAUAAGGAGGAUGGUGGUGAUUAUCUUGGACACCAUCGGAUUGACGAGGGUCAGGGACCAAUCGAUUAUUCUCUUCCCAAGUUGGGAAAUGAUAUUAGUGAUAAGUUUUUGAUUGUUGGGAACAAAAGGAGAGGCAAAGGUGUUGGUGGGAAGUGUUGCAACUGCGGUUCGUUAGGUCAUGAGAAGCGGGAUUGUUUAGAGCGACCUAGGAAGCAACGACGUGGCACAGAAGAUAUAUCUAAGCAAGAGGAGGGUGCUGGUAAGGGGGAGGAGCGGGCCGAAGAGUUCAAGGUACGAGAUGAGAGUGGGUUGAAUUUUGAUGCUAAGCGCGAUAGGUGGUUCGGUUACGAUGAUAGUGGUUAUAAUGAGAUGAUCAAGCGCAGCUGGUUAAAGAGGAAUGCGGAAGAUACGGGAGGCGCACAAGACAAAGCGGUUGUAGACUUUGAUGUGCAGAUAGAACGGUACAAGCUGGGGCUGGUUGAUGAUACCAAAUCAGAUGAUAUUGGAUCAGGGGCUACGUCGGACAAUGCACCAUCUAUACGGUUACGUGAAGACAAGGCUAAAUAUCUGAACGACUUGAACUCUGAGGAGCUCAAGUAUGAUCCUAAGUCCAGACUUUACAAAGAUAAGGAUCUAGGCGAGGUUGACCCCAAGACAAAGAUGUUUCAUCGCCACUUGAAGGGUGAAUCUGUCCAACUGGUAAACUUGGGCAAAAAGGUCCGAGAAUCUGCCUCAAAAGCUGGUAUUAGAGACGAUACUCGGAACAUUAAUAAGCCUGAUCAUGUUUUAGCGGCAAAUCCAACCAAAUAUGAGAUAUUGUUAAUGAUGGGUACAAAAGGUACAGCAGAUCUUGCUGUAUCAGGGAAUAUGCAAGGAACAGACAGGCCGCCUUUAAAAAGAUCUGACACUGAAGAGACGAACGUCGAUACUAAACAGAAGGGACCUACGGACUAA